AUGGCGUCGACUCUUCCGCAAUGGUCUGACCUCCCAACGGACGUGCUAGGCCAGGUCCUCGCCCGCGUCCCGCUCCCCGGUGACCGCGCCCGCUUUCGCGCGGUCUGCCGCUCGUGGCGCUCGACGCCGGGAUGGCGGCUGCCGUGGAUCGUCCACAGGGACGGCACCUUCGUCACCUUCCCUGACUGCGGCCUGCACCGUCUUCCCCUCCCCGACAAGGCGAGUUUCCUAGGCGCCACCAACAAUGGCUGGCUGGCGCUUGAGCGCGCGGUUGAAGGGAAGGAGCACGCACGCAGCUACAGUCUGUACAACCCCUUCACCGGCGCGACUUUGCCGCUCCUGGGGCUGGAGUCGGUCAUCGUCAAGGUCUCCAAGUGGUUCGAGGUACGGAAGGUCCUCAUGCGGUCGACGGUGGAUGACGUCGUCGUCGUCACGACCAACAACUGGUACUACCCGGUCAUCCUGUGCCGAGCUGGGAAACCAGGUGCCUGGAUACCCAAGCCAAUAGAGAUGCCCUACGCUUGCCUCAUAGAUGUUGAGUUCCUUGGGGAUCGUCUCUACGGGAUCACCUCUGAUGAGGAACUCGUGGCCUUCGAUCUUGGCGAGGAUGAUGAAGGCAGGCCCACCGUUUCAGGUGUUACGUACGUGAUCAGGCAUCCAACGAGUGGUGGUGAGGAAGAGGACAUGAAUGGCAAGUAUGUGCCUGAACUUUAUCAAGGUGAUGGCGAGGUGCCGGACAAUGAAGUGGCCGUCGACCGCCAUCUUGGUCGGAAGGGUCACAUUACGGAUAGUUGGCACCUCCUGGCGUCAAACGGCGAUUUGCUGAUGCUGAGACGGCAGAAGAGCACACCACGCUGCUCCCCUGAGUACAAUAUCAAGAUUGAGGUCCUAAAGGCCGACAUGAACAUUGGCUCCUGGGUUCCGGCUCGCAGUGAAGAGAGUCAAAAGCUUUUCAUCAGCAAGCGCUUUUGCAAAUGUUUUCCUGCACCUACAAAGAAACUCACAACCUGCUACUUUGUCGGCCAGUGGGACAUUGACGACCAUAGCUCUGAGCCGCUGCAUGAGUACGAUACAAGGUCGACAUGGGUUUUUCCUCCCGAGGUAGUGCUCUAA
Lolium perenne is the source of this 1113-nucleotide messenger RNA. RefSeq lists its product as uncharacterized. Gene Ontology annotation, molecular function: protein binding. The record is from RefSeq and is a predicted model, not a curated record. NCBI's taxonomy places the organism in Eukaryota, Viridiplantae, Streptophyta, Magnoliopsida, Poales, Poaceae.